AUGUUUGUUAAAGCUCAAGGGUAUGAUCAGGGGCACUCAGACCACACGUUGUUUACAAAAAAGUCAAGUUCAGGAAAGACCUCAGUACUUAUUGUGUAUGUAGAUGACAUUGUUCUGACCAGUGAUGAUACUGAUGAAAUUAUGAGACUUAAAACAAAGAUGGCUGAAGAAUUUGAAAUUAAAGAUCUGGGAAAUUACGACACCCUUGCAGAGUAUAAUGCCAAACUGAGUAAUGUUAAUAAUGGAGCCCCUGUUAGCAAAGAGAGAUAUCAGCGAUUAGUCAGGAAGUUGAUAUAUUUAUCUCACACAAGACCUGAUAUAUCAUAUACCGGCACUCCUGGUAAAAGUCUUCUGUUCAGGAAGUCUAGUAAACAUGGUGUAGAAGCAUAUACAGAUUCGGACUGGGCUGGAUCUGCUGUUGAUAGAAAGUCUGUGUCUGGAUAUUGCACGUUUGUCUAG
Messenger RNA from Benincasa hispida (wax gourd), 459 nucleotides. The record is from RefSeq and is a predicted model, not a curated record. Lineage: Eukaryota; Viridiplantae; Streptophyta; Magnoliopsida; Cucurbitales; Cucurbitaceae.